AUGAGACUGAUCAUCCGCGACGAUAAGCCAGCUGUUGGAGGUUUCACAGCCAACUACAUAGCUAAGCGCAUAAACGAGUUCCAGCCAACAAACGAUCACCCGCGCUUCGUGCUUGGUUUGCCGACGGGCAGCUCACCACUGCCUGUCUACCACAAACUGAUCGACCUGCACAACCGCGGAAAGGUCUCAUUCAAGCAUGUCAUCACAUUCAACAUGGAUGAGUAUGUUGGUAUUCCCAAGUCGCAUCCUGAAUCGUACCACUCGUUCAUGUUUGACAAUUUUUUCAGCAAGGUGGAUAUAGAACCACACAACGCUCACAUCCUCGACGGUGAAGCGGAGAAUCUGGUAGAAGAGUGUGCGCGCUACGAAGAGAAGAUCGAGGCUGUUGGCGGAAUAGAUCUGUUUUUAGGUGGAAUAGGUGAAGAUGGUCACAUUGCAUUCAAUGAGCCUGGUUCAUCGCUCGCUUCGCGCACGCGCAUGAAAACAUUGGCCUACGACACCAUCGUUGCCAAUGCGCGUUUCUUCGACAACGAUAUAGCCAAAGUACCCAAGAUGGCUCUCACAGUGGGCAUAGCGACGGUGAUGGAUGCACGUGAGGUUAUAAUCGUAAUCACGGGCAAACAUAAGGCUCCCGCUCUCGCCAAGUCUAUCGAGGAAGGCGUCAAUCAUAUGUGGACUGUCUCUGCUAUUCAGCAACACCCAUGGGCUAUGGUGGUGGCUGAUGAAGAUGCCACACUUGAACUACGCGUCGGGACCGUUAGAUACUUCAAGUCGAUCGAAUCCGUACAGGCUCAGCAGGAACUUAAAUACGGUAACGCUGCUCUCAGACCGAAGCAGAGAUCUGUACAUGCAUCCUCGCCGCGCUUCUGA
Molecule: messenger RNA, 870 nt
Organism: Wallemia ichthyophaga EXF-994
Lineage: Eukaryota; Fungi; Basidiomycota; Wallemiomycetes; Wallemiales; Wallemiaceae
Product: Glucosamine-6-phosphate isomerase
Exons: 2
Coding region: 1-870 (289 amino acids)
Biological process (GO): N-acetylneuraminate catabolic process; carbohydrate metabolic process; N-acetylglucosamine catabolic process
Cellular component (GO): cytoplasm
Molecular function (GO): identical protein binding; glucosamine-6-phosphate deaminase activity
Source: RefSeq, a predicted model, not a curated record